GCAUGGCUCCAGGAAGUCCCUUGCCCAGAGCCAUGGAGGCGUGGGAAGAGGGGGGCACAGAGUUGGAGGCGGCUGUGUUUGUAGCCCAGUAGUUCUGCACCAGCACUCACAGCUGGAGGGGGUUUUGUCUCCCUCCACUUUCUUUUCUCUUUCUUGUUUUUAGGAGUCAGAGUGUAACCACCUUUGCCCACCAGACUGUGGAAUAUGAAAUUGCCCCUGAAAGAGGAGCCAACUGAAAGCAAAAUGAUUGCUCCCUAUGUCUGGAGAGGGCUUGGACACCUUCCGUUAUUUAAAUGACCAGUGAUGACUCCUCUGGAAAGAGAAAUGUUGUACAGUGUUCAACAAUUGUUCGUUCAGGCUAUUCAGCGUGGACUCAAGUGUGAUGUGGCUCAUUCACUCAUGUCCCAUGGCAGUCAGAUGAUAAAGCACAGAGGAGAAGGCCUGUCUGUGAAAUUGAAAGUCUAUGCAGCCUUAAACCCUUCAAUAAAAUCACAUGGUUAUGAGCUUUAGGGUAUCAGAACUGCAGGUUCUCUUGGGUUUUGCUGGCAGGAACAAGAGUGGAAGGAAACACGAGUUACUCACAAAGGCAUUACAGCUGCUCAAAUCUGGCUGCAGCCCGGCUGUUCAGAUGAAAAUUAAGGAGCUGUACCGGAGAAGGUUCCCGAGGAAGAUCUUAACCCCUUCAGACUUAUCCAUGCUCCAUAUUCAGACAGGGCAACUGCCCUCCGCCACUGCACUGACGCAGGGCAGCACAGUGUGUCAUUUGCCCUAUGAUAACAGUUCGGCAGCUUCUACAGUGCCAACGGCUAUGUUGCCUCCGGUACCUAUGCUGGGACCCAAACAUGAGACCGAUGUUCAGCACUUAUCCCCGCCCAUUCAUCCGGUCCAUCCGGAUGUCAAAAUGAAGAGGCUGCCCUUCUACGACGUUUAUGAUGAGCUGAUUAAACCCACCACAUUAGCAGCAUCUACGAACAGCCAGCGGUUUGAAGAGGCGCACUUCACCUUUGCGCUAACACCUCAGCAAGUUCAACAGAUUCUCACCUCUAGAGAUAUCUUACCAGGUGCCAAAUGUGACUACACUGUACAGGUACAAUUAAGGUUUUGCUUGUGUGAAACCAGCUGUCCCCAAGAAGAUUAUUUCCCUCCUAAUUUAUUUGUCAAGGUCAAUGGAAAACUCUGCCCUCUGCCUGGCUAUCUGCCGCCCACUAAAAAUGGUGUGGAGCCAAAACGACCGAGCCGUCCCAUCAAUAUCACUCCUUUGGUGCGGCUUUCGGCAACUGUUCCCAAUACGAUCGUCGUGAAUUGGUCCUCCGAGUUUGGCAGGAACUACUCUCUGUCAGUUUACCUGGUGAAACAGCUGACUUCAGUCACACUGCUACAGAAGCUAAGAGCCAAGGGCAUUCGGAACCCAGACCACUCCCGGGCCCUGAUCAAAGAAAAAUUAACAGCUGAUCCCGACAGCGAGAUAGCGACAACGAGCUUACGGGUUUCUCUCAUGUGUCCGCUGGGUAAGAUGAGGCUAAUAGUACCCUGCCGAGCCAUUACCUGUACCCACCUCCAGUGCUUUGACGCGGCGCUCUACCUUCAGAUGAACGAGAAGAAACCUACAUGGACCUGCCCUGUGUGUGAUAAGAAAGCCCCCUAUGAUAGCCUGAUCAUUGAUGGGUUGUUCAUGGAAAUCCUCAACUCGUGCACGGACUGUGAUGAGAUCCAGUUCAUGGAAGAUGGCUCCUGGUGUCCCAUGAAGCCCAAGAAAGAAAACCAGGAGGUGUGCCCGACAUCUACGUACAAUGGGAUUGAGGCCAGCUCCCUUUAUGCCGUGGGCUCCGACGGAAAGCACUCCUUGGAGAGCAAAAAGCAAGUGGAGGUCAUCGACCUCACGCUGGACAGCUCAUCAGAUGAAGAGGAGCCUCCUAUCAAGAAACAGUGCCCUGUCUCCACUGUGGCUAUCCCGUCAGCAGUAGGGCCCAAGGAGGGAGUUGGAAGGAUAAACACUAAAGGUUGUGAGGCGCUCAGGUACUGCCGUAAUGGAGGCUAUAGAAGUACCUUAGAUCCAAGUCAGAUUUUUUUGGUGUUAAAUGUUGAUCACCAGCCAUCCUCUGUGCUUCGAAGUCCUCCCAUGGCAGCUAUCGGCAGCGACUAUCUCUCCAGCCUCCCAAUCCCUGAAUACCAUCCUUCCUACCAGGUGCCCUCAGAGAUUCAAGGUCUGGAUUUGUUUACCUUCCUUCAAAGUGAAAAUCAGCACUACAGCCCUUCCGUGAUCACCUCCCUGGAUGAACAGGACGCCCUGAGCCAUUUCUUCCAGUACCGAGGCACAUCUACCCAUUUCAUGAACCCCCUGGCUCCCGUCAUGGCAGGAUCCCACAACAGCAUCAGCCCCGCCAGCGGGCGCAUCAGCAGCAUUGUCUCCACCAACACGCUGCGGGAGAGCCAUGGGCACAGCGGGACAAUGAGUAACAGCGCAGCUCUCCCGGGCUGCAGGCCGGACAUCAUUUCCUUAGACUAGCCCCAGGCCCAGGCCACGCUGGCAUCUCGUUUCCCCCCAAGGAUGGGAGAGAAAAGCAGACUUUCAGCAGCUGCUGUUGAGUUGGGUUUUUGUCUGGGAUGGAAAGGACCCAGCCAAUAACAGGUCUCCUAAGUGUGUGUCUCGGUCAGGGCAACUCCCCCGUUACGUCCAGCCUUGGAGCCUCACAGGCGGGGCUUUCAGUUCUGCACGCGCUCGCCUGAGCAUACUGGUCCCGCUUGCUGGGGGGUGCCGGUGGGCAGGGGGUAAAUGCUAACCUCUGUUUUUCAAGACCAUUUUAAAACUGUGUUUUUAACUUUUAUUUUUUGGUAGGAUUCCGCACAAAGAUCCUACAGUGAUAAUCCCCACCUUGGUGCUGUCCUGCUAGAACAGCAUCAUCUAGUGGCCAAAGCAGGACUUAGCAGCCAUUCCCCCUCCCCCGGGGAUGUCACCUUCUGCAUCCCUUUGCACCACACCACUGCUGACUCCCUGGAGUGGGGUGAAGAGAGAAACUUGUCUGAGUCCAGCAACCCUCCAGGCAUGGAUGGAAGGUGGGUGGGUGUCUUUCAGGGAGCUGCCCGCUGCUUUUAUGCACCAACACAAGCACUUUGGCAGUAGGGAUUGAGCUGGAUCUGGGCUCCUAGGGCAUUCUUGAUUCCUUGAUCCUCUUCUUUGCUCCCCUCCUUCCCUGGGGAGUCUGCCCUCCCAACCCUGGGUUAGAGCAUAGAGCUGGUGACUCAGAAAGAGGCUAGCAAACUUCUGCUUCCAGCUACCAGGCUGUGCCGAGACCCUCUGCCGUCCCAGGGUUUAAAUAACCAAAUGGGCAGGGAGAGAGAUGCUAUAACUGAGCCCAGAUUCCAAACCCCAUCCAGCAAAUAUGGACAUUCCCCAGCAGAGACCUAGCCACGGAGCGGAGGGUGAAGCUGCAGCCUACGUGCACUUAAGUGUUCCCAUUAAGCAGGUGAGCAGUUGGGGCUCCCUCCCACCUCGCCCUCGAUUGUAUGACCCAAAGCAACAUACAAACUCAGCUCUACUGAGCGAAUCCGUUCUCCAAACCCUGGUGCAAACCUCUCGUGUUUGUAACCGAAUGUGCUCGUGGGUGAGAACCAGAAAGAGAAACUGAUCGAUCCGUUUUCAAGGAGAAAAGAGAGAUUUUUUAAAUGUUUUUUUUAAAAUUGAACAACCUGUGGCAUUACGAGUAGCGCAGGAAAGGAAACGUUAACUUCUUAAUUAUGAAUGUUCCCCACCCACAGUCCCUUUAAAGUCAGCCAUUUCCUGGCUGCUGUUUUAGUUUUGUGUCCUCAUUACGACUUCCCUUUUUUUGGGUAAGAAUCAAGGCAAAAAGCGGCCAUUUGAAUGGAUGUCCCAUCAGUGGCAUUUACACAUGGGUUGAUGCAGUUCUUUAUUGGGAUGCUAGAGGAGGCAAGCGGGGGUGGGGUGGGGAGGGGAUUCUUGCUUGCGAACCCUCCUGCAGAUAGGACAGUAUCGAGCGGAGGCGUAGCAGGGUGACUGCCAGGGCUUUUGUCACCCAUCCAUCCCCUCGUGGAGGCACUGGUCUGUCUCGGUUGUAAUUACGAUGUAUUUUUUUUAAAUGUCGAUUUGUUUUCCUCCUCCUAAGUAUUUCCAAUACAGAUCUGUACAGAGAACAAAGCUUUAUCUAUAUUUUCAGUUGCCGCUUUUGUACAUCCAAAACUCCAAAGACCUCCCUGUGUCUAUCUCCUGAGGACUAAAUGAAGGUUGUGUUGUCCCCGCUGCAGCGCCUGCGCGGGGACAGCGCAUUGCCUGUUGCACAAUUUAUUUAUGUAUUUAAAUGUAUACCUUAGUUUGUAGCCUUUACAGCAUCACAGCUGCUGCUGCGAGUGUCCUGCGUAACCAAGGUCUCGCUAAACUACCCCAAGUACCUACAGCCGAGUUCAUAUUUUUAUUACUGUAGCAAGAUUGGCACAUGAGUUCGAUGCAUCAAGACGGACAAAACGGCAUUCAGAAUGGUAUAAUAUGUAGCAAUUUUUUGCACCUUCCCCCCCCCCCCCCAAGAACUUUAAAACAAACCAAUUUCCCUGUAUUUCUGGAGAAGGGUGGUCUGGGGUAGCUGUGCCCAGAAUCCUACUGUGACUUUAAUGGUUCUUGUAUCAUAGUUGUAGUGAAUUUCUGAAUGCAAUAAAAGUUGUAAAUCCUACUGAGGAAUAGUUAAGGUGCAGCUUUACCUUGCAUGCUUCGCCCAGGCUUAGUUGCGCUGAUCAUUUUCCCUCUGUUUUGGAGAGGGAUGAGUCCACUGAUGCUCUUCAUUUAAAGAGCGGUCGGCUGGAAAAUGAUGAACCAGCUACUACAGUCUCCUUCAAAAUACCGGCCCUCAGAACUAGCUUGCUUGGGACUUUUCACCUGAAAAUCUCCCAAGUGACAGACGUAGCUGUCUGUAAAACAAGAAUUCUCCUUCCCCACUUGUGUGAACUGCUUUGAAAUCCUUGGUGGAGAAGUGCUAGGUAGAGGAUUUGCUUUUUGGAAAAAUGGUGCUUUGAGAGAUUACUGGACUUUUGCAAACCCCUUUCUCUCUGCUCAUCUUCCCAGCACCAAGCUGAAAAGGGACUUAGGACCAGAACAAAUGUACUGUGUACAUUUCAGUGGGAACAUAAUUGUUUGUGGGUUUUUAAAGUUCUGAUGUUGGGGGGAGGGGGGAUGGACAGACCAGCUCCCAGUAAAGGCAGAUUUCUAUACACAUUUGUAACCCUACCCAUCUGUCCUUUGUACUGUCUCCUCCAAGGCCAGUCACAGGCUGAUCAACUCACGUGACAGUAUAGUGGCUCCACUGUACCCUUUGAGAGGCAGGUACUUUCAAUGUUACCUACAGGUGGUGCUUGAGGUAGCUAGAAGCUGAGACCGACAUUAAGGUAUUAUGCCUUUACAGGGAGCGCUGGCUGUUUUCAAGUUUUGUACAUACAAGUUGUUUGUGUAGAGGGUGUGUGGGGGGUUGGGGGGUAAAGGAGCAUCUUGGGGUUUUGAUACUGUCUGAAGUCCCUUAGUGUUUUAUAAGCUCUCUCUCACACGGUAAACAUGAUCUAGACACCUUUAAAAAGCAGCUAGCCACUUUCUCUGGUUUAUUUAUUCUGUCCGUUUGAUAUCCAGCUGUUUAUUAUUUGCAACACUUUGUAUUAUAUGCAAACUACCUUUUAGAUAAUAAAGUUCAAAACAGCC
Molecule: messenger RNA, 5692 nt
Organism: Terrapene triunguis (Three-toed box turtle)
Lineage: Eukaryota; Metazoa; Chordata; Testudines; Emydidae
Gene: PIAS3
Product: protein inhibitor of activated STAT 3
Exons: 17
Coding region: 494-2506 (670 amino acids)
Biological process (GO): protein sumoylation; regulation of transcription by RNA polymerase II
Molecular function (GO): zinc ion binding; SUMO ligase activity; transcription coregulator activity
Source: RefSeq, a predicted model, not a curated record